Messenger RNA from Helobdella robusta, 1139 nucleotides. RefSeq lists its product as hypothetical. Gene Ontology annotation, cellular component: plasma membrane. The record is from RefSeq and is a predicted model, not a curated record. The transcript has 8 exons. NCBI's taxonomy places the organism in Eukaryota, Metazoa, Annelida, Clitellata, Rhynchobdellida, Glossiphoniidae. The annotation marks the transcript as partial.
CUCGUUUUACGUACGACUUUCAAAGAGGGUUGUCUUCUUACUCCCGCUGUCCGAUAACUGGAAAACUCAAGUUGAUGCAUUUUUGUGCAAGUGGUUGUGAUGCUGGGUGGAAAGGAUAUGACUGUAGAGAAAGAGAUUGUACUGUGAGGAAUGGAGAUUGUGGUGCUGAAAUGAAAUGCGUUGAAUCUUUGGUAAACAAUACAAUGUACACAGAAUGUGCCUGUCCCACCGGCACAGUUAGAAACAACUUUAACUUGUGUGAAGUUUUCAGAGAAAACCUAGCUCUGCAUAAGCCAGCGUUUUUGAGUUCGGUAAAUGGAGCAAACGAAGCUAAAUAUUUGACUGAUGGGAUUUAUUAUGACUUUAAAUUUGCCCAAAUCAAUGACAAGAAAUCGAACUGGAUGGCUGUUGACCUUCAAAUGUCUUAUUGCAUUGGAUAUGUCAUUGUUUAUAACAGAUUCUCAGAGACAGAUUCAAUUAUGCAUCAGUUAGACAAUUUCGUUGUGAGACUCAAUGGAACGUUUGACACUUCAGCUGACUAUGACAUAAGGAAGAAGGUUAACCUUUGUGGGAGGUGGCCGUCUGAAGCUCUCAAUGGAGUGAACCAGAUGAAGGUUGUCUGCGAAAAUUUUACACUGAUAUCAAAGUUUGUCAUCGUACAAGAGGCAGAUAAGAAUUUCAUUGGAAGCAUGGGAGUCGUUGAGUUAGAAGUUUAUAGCGUUGGCACAUUGCCCGUUACGUCGUCUAUACCAAAACCAAAGAAGAUGAAUCUUUUAUCAACGGACUAUGUUGGUUGCUACCAGUUUAUUGAAGCAGUUAAGACAAAAGACGUUGGCUCCAUUUCAGAGUGUUCUUCAUUUUGUAAAGAAGAAACCACCAGAUACAUUUCUUUAAAAGGUGGCAAAGAAUGCAACUGUAACGACAGAUUAGGAUUAGCUGUUCCUUCCUCUUACUGUAACACUUCAUGCUCCAACAAUGAUGCGUGCGGCGGAAAAAUAUACUACUCCAUUUAUGAUGACCGGUAUGCCGAAGCAAUCAAAAUGCCUCGGCCAAUAUACACUUUUGAUGCCUAUCAAAAGUGUAUAUUUUUGUGUAUGGAACUAAACUAUCCACUUUUUUGGGUAAAGUUGCUCUUGUAA